ACGCUUUCGACAGCGAUCCUGUGGUGGGAGGGAAAAUAAAAUUGUGCUACAUAAUAUUAUACUGCGAUGCGGUCAUUCAUUGAUCAUUCAGCAAUCAGCAUUCUUCAGUCUGUUGACUGUUCAGACAUUUCCAAUUCAAUACCAUUAUUUUUAAAUCAAUAUGGCAACCAAUAUAUACCAUUAUCACUAUGAGGUGAGCGGCCGUGGUGGCCGUGGCGGCGGUGGCGGCCAGAAGGGUAAAAGGAGCAAGUGCAACAUAUGUUUAAACAGGGGCCAUGAUGCUGCUGACUGCGCUUUAAACCAGUCAGAAGCAUCAACCCCCCCCCCCCCCGCGGCCAAAGAAGCAGUGGCCGCAGCAGCAGCAACAGCUGCAAAGGCGGCAGCGGCAGCAGUAGCAAAAGCCAAAUGGCUUGAGGCCGAGGCUGCUGCUGAAGCUGCAGCUGCUGAGGCUGCUGCUGGCACAAAGGAUGGCCAGGAAGAUGAUGCUACAGAAACAAAUAACGAGGAAGUAUUCAACGACCCAUACCAAUGUCUAUGUAUUGUAUAAAAUUCGUUAUUACAUUGUUUUGUUUUAUAUUUUUAUUUCAGCCAAUAAACGUUUUAACUUAACAGACAA
Aphis gossypii (cotton aphid) is the source of this 616-nucleotide messenger RNA. Its product is annotated as 30S ribosomal protein S16-like. The record is from RefSeq and is a predicted model, not a curated record. NCBI's taxonomy places the organism in Eukaryota, Metazoa, Arthropoda, Insecta, Hemiptera, Aphididae. Bases 161 to 547 code for a protein of 128 amino acids. The transcript is spliced from 4 exons.